CUCGAGCGCGCGACCGAUGUCCGUGUUUUCGCGUAAAUUGAAAUCCAACAAGGCGACGAAAUCACCGCCUUCGGCGCCGCCGGUGAAACACGUCGUCGCCCAGUCGGCGCCGUCGCCGUCCGUCGUCACCGCGGGCUUGACGACGCUCCCAACGGUAUUAGAUAAAGCCGGCCCCGCCCUCGUCGCCGCGAGCCGUUUGGCGGCGCAAUCUGAACCCUACGCCGUGGCCACGUUUGAGUUUUGUCGGAAAACCUGGCUCGCGCUGCAACCGUACCACCCGCAAGAGUUUGGACCGGCGAUCGUUGGAUUCAUCCUGUGCUUCUUUGGCGGAUACUUUGCCACGAUCACGGCGGCGGUGGAGGCGUACAGAAUCACCGGCUACGCGAACACUCGAGACGCUUUGGUGAUAAUAUGGCGCAAUAUCGAAGCUGCGCAGCGCGCGAGCUUGAAGGACGAUGAGCUAGAUGAAGACCACAACGGCAUUCCGGAUACGCAAGAGAUUACGAAGAAGGCGUUGGUGGUUCGAAAGAUUGGCGUCGUCGCCAAGAGUAUGGAUCCUGAACAGGUUGGAGAUGCUCUGGGUGCGAUCUACAUGGGGUUCGUGGCCGUCGUGGCUACAUUACGCGUGCAUUUCGCGGCGUGUGUCUCUCUUGGUGUCGCUGUUGGUGACAUCGUGCACAACAUCGUCGAUGAAAAUCUCACCCCCGUGUUGAUGAUGAGCACGCCCAAGGAGUAUCAGAAAUGGGUUGGACCUGGCGUGAGAUAUGCCUGUAAAGUCAUAGGUGUCAUCGCGGCGUGGUUAGUUCAGCAGGCCAUCACCGCGUAUCACUCUGCAACGCGUGGCGCACAACUCUUUGCUCGUGGGCUGUUGACGUAUCUCGUCCGCCACAAGUACCUCGGACCAAACGUCAUCGAUGAAAAAGGAACGGUUUUCAAUUUCGCCAUCUUCGUCCUCGCGAUGACGGGAUUUUGGUCGCAAAUCAUGUACGGCUUCAAGCUUCCGUUUCCGAUCAGCGUCUUUCUCAUCCCGAUCCGCAUGUUAGAGUUUGCCCUUCGCGUGUGCGUGGGCACGAUGCGCGACGGCGGGCGCGCGUGAGCGAACCGGCGAUUGAAUAAACGCUUUAGCGCGAUGACGGCGGCACGCGCUCGACAUCACCGACGAAUCCACACCUAGACGACGCCUACGGUGCGUAUUUUACGAACGAAUACAUUACCAACGGCGCCCAAGCGUCGCGGCGCGGCGCGACGAACCAAAACAAACCAGAAUUCAACCGCCCUUCGCUUCACUUCACUCCUCGCGCGUCGCAUCACCGAGUCAAACGAAACGAAAGCGAACGAAACGAAACAAAACCGAUGGCGCCCGCGACGGGCGCG
Molecule: messenger RNA, 1374 nt
Organism: Ostreococcus lucimarinus CCE9901
Lineage: Eukaryota; Viridiplantae; Chlorophyta; Mamiellophyceae; Mamiellales; Bathycoccaceae
Exons: 1
Coding region: 17-1096 (359 amino acids)
Source: RefSeq, a predicted model, not a curated record